Molecule: messenger RNA, 3096 nt
Organism: Echinops telfairi (small Madagascar hedgehog)
Lineage: Eukaryota; Metazoa; Chordata; Mammalia; Afrosoricida; Tenrecidae
Gene: CDYL
Product: chromodomain Y like
Exons: 7
Coding region: 1-1614 (537 amino acids)
Cellular component (GO): nucleus
Molecular function (GO): transcription corepressor activity
Source: RefSeq, a predicted model, not a curated record
AUGACGGUUGAAAGGAUUGUGGACAAAAGGAAAAACAAGAAGGGGAAGACGGAAUACCUGGUGCGGUGGAAAGGCUAUGACAGUGAGGAUGACACAUGGGAGCCGGAGCAGCAUCUUGUGAACUGUGAGGAGUACAUCCAUGAUUUCAACAGACACCACACAGAGAAGCAGAAAGAGAGCAUCAUAACCAGGACAAACAGGACCUCUCCCAACAAUGCUAGGAAACAGAUUUCCAGAUCCACCAACAGCAGUUUUUCUAAGACCUCUCCUAAAUCCCUUGUGAUUGGCAAAGACCACGAGUCAAAAAACAGCCAGUUAUUUUCUGCCAGCCAAAAAUUCAGGAAAAACACAGCCCCAUCUCUCUCUAACCGAAAGAAUAUGGACCUAGCAAAAUCAGGUAUAAAGAUACUUGUGCCUAAGAGCCCCAUUAAGAGCAGGACAGCAGUAGAUAGCUUUCAGAACGAGAGCCCUGAGAAGCUGGAUCCCACAGAGCAGAGCCAGGACACUGUGAUCCCGGAAGUGGCCACAGAGAAGCCCGUUGGAGCUCUGUUGGGCCCUGGUGCAGAGAGAGCCAGAAUGGGGAGCAGGCCUCGGAUACAUUCACUAGUGCCUCCGGCGCCUGGCCCAGCAACGGCUGCUAUGGCCACUGGACUCACCGUUAAUGGGAAAGGUACAUCUCCAUUCAUGGAUGCAUUAACAGCCAGUGGAACAACCAACAUACAGACAUCUGUUACAGGAGUGACAGCCGGGAAAAGGAAAUUUAUUGACGACAGAAGAGACCAGCCUUUUGACAAGCGGUUGCGUUUCAGUGUGAGGCAAACAGAAAGUGCCUACAGAUACAGAGAUAUUGUCGUCAGGAAGCAGGAUGGUUUCACCCACAUCUUGUUAUCAACAAAAUCAUCAGAGAAUAAUUCACUAAAUCCAGAGGUGAUGAAGGAGGUCCAGAGUGCACUGAACACAGCUGCUGCUGACGACAGCAAGCUGGUGCUGCUCAGUGCUGUGGGCAGCGUCUUCUGUUGCGGUCUGGACUUUAUUUAUUUUAUACGGCGCUUAACAGAUGAUAGAAAAAGAGAAAGCACUAAGAUGGCAGAAGCUAUCAGAAACUUCGUGAAUACUUUUAUUCAAUUUAAGAAGCCUAUUAUUGUAGCAGUAAAUGGCCCAGCUAUUGGACUAGGAGCAUCUAUAUUGCCACUUUGUGAUGUGGUCUGGGCUAAUGAAAAAGCCUGGUUUCAAACGCCCUAUACCACCUUCGGACAGAGUCCAGAUGGCUGUUCUACUGUUAUGUUUCCCAAGAUUAUGGGAGGAGCAUCUGCAAAUGAAAUGUUGCUCAGUGGACGGAAGCUGACUGCACAGGAAGCAUGUGGCAAAGGACUGGUCUCCCAGGUGUUUUGGCCAGGGACAUUCACACAGGAAGUGAUGGUUCGAAUUAAGGAACUUGCCUCAUGUAAUCCAAUUGUGCUUGAGGAGUGCAAAGCCCUUGUGCGCUGCAACAUGAAGAUGGAGCUGGAGCAGGCAAAUGAGAGGGAGUGUGAAGUACUGAAGAAAAUCUGGGGUUCCGCCCAAGGCAUGGACUCCAUGUUGAAAUAUCUGCAGAGGAAAAUUGAUGAGUUCUGAUUGUCAGCACGUCUACUGAAGGACACUGGAGCUGCUUGGUGGGGGACAUCAUGGCCCCACGUCACCCUACUCUCCACCUCACAGCCUGAAAUAAAUUUACCCGUACCUGAUGCUUGGAAGCAGGACUGGAAACCUCCAAGCUAUUUAUUAUCAAGGAGUUUUUAAGUACUGUGACUUGACAAUAAAUAACUACAAAGCUCCUUAGUCCAAAUGUCAUUACUUUAUACUUAAUGUCCACACAUGUAUGAAAUGUAACGACGAGCACUACACUGCUCUUUCGAAGCUCGUCUCUGUUCUUGACUAGCGCUGUAUACAAAAGAAACGAAUUGUGCUUUGCUGUCUUUGGGUGCCAGCAAUGCCUAGAAUAAUGUCAUUUUUUUCCUUCUAGAACACACAAUUUUAAAUGUUGUUAGCCAGCUUUCUUUUUCCUGUCUCAAACAGUGAUAAAGAGAGAUCGGAGGCAUUGCCUUGGUCUCCAUGAAGGUACACAUGCCUCAGAGAGGGAAAAAUCUAACUCAAAUAUAAACCUUCCUCUUCAGGAUGAUUCCUUCUGAUGAAAAGUUCCCAAACAAAUUGCCCACCUAGGGUAUAUACUGAGACAUCAGCUGGUCCUUGUUCUUUUUUAAUAUGUCAGUUAUUACCCAGUUAACUUGAAGAAACCACUCUUUUUCUAGAAGAAAGCUUGUUUUGCAGUAUUAGUGAAUCACUGAGUAGCGUAAGUAUGGAUAUCUAAAUUAUAUGUUGGUUUUGGCAGGUUUAAAAUCGUUUUUUGACCCUUUUGAGAAAUAACUUCAUAAGUGAUUCUUGUUUCUGGGUGAGAAAUACUACUUUACAUACAGUUUUGGUUUUCUAUUUGCAGAUGUAAUUGAUUUGAUGUAUUACACCAAAAAGAAGUAUUUUUAUGUUUAUAAUAAUGUAUAAUUUUUAGGUUCACUUAGAAUGUAUUUUAUUUAAUAAGUUAAAGUUCUUUUGGCACACUAUUAAAUGUAGAUACUCCUCCAUCACCACCCCCCAAAAAUCAACUACCUUAUGUUAGACUUUUAAUGUUCUCUGUCUAUACGUUUAUGCCUACACAAUAUACCGACAACAGUAUGGUGUCCAAGAGUGCCCUGUGUACAUAGACAUUUUGCCUUCCUUCCAGGAGGGUGCUGAUUCCUGACUACAGAUGCCUUUUAUUACUUAGGCUUCUGAGCUUGCAGUCAUAUUGAAUGUAUGAAGAGUGAAAUAAAAUCAGACCUUAUUUUUGUAUAGUUUUGGAGUUUAUACUUAGAGCUGACCACCUCCAGAUGACGUGGAGAGCUAUAUAGUAUAUAAAUCUACCUUUGCCUGGGAUCGAUUGGUACAGUAUUUUUGCAUCUGUGGGACCUACUUUUUUGUUCAGUAGUUUGAGCUAUAUAUAAACUGUACAAUUUGUAAAGUUUUUAUAGAAUAAAAUAUUCAGCUGUGAAAACUGGUUAAAUAAAACUAAUAUUUCUUAACACA